AUGUCUUAUGCUUAUGCCACUCUUUUAAUAGGAGAAUCCUAUUUACCAGGUGUUUUAACUUUGGGGAACAGAUUAAAACAGUUGGGCACGAAACAUAAAUUGUUGGUUUUAUUAGAUACCAGUUCAAUUUCAUUACAAAGCAAACAAUUAAUCGAAUCAAUUUAUGAUGAAUUAAUUCCUAUUGAUGAUCAAUUGAUUUUAUCUCCAUUGCAGAAGUUAACUGAACAAUUGCAACGACAAGAAUUAACAAUUAGUUAUUCAAAGAUUUUAUUAUGGAAUCAAUUAAAUUAUGAUUCAAUUGUUUUUCUUGAUGCCGACGUAUUACCAUUACAAAAUUUAGAUCAAUUGUUUAUUGGUUAUGAUAUUGAUAAUAACCAGAUUGGUGCUGCUUCUGAUUCCGGAUGGCCAGAUAUUUUUAAUUCCGGGGUAUUCAAGUUGAAACCUAAUAAACAGACAUUUGAACAAUUAUUGGAAUUUAGUGUUGAUCCAAGCAAUACUUUUGAUGGUGGCGAUCAAGGAUUGUUUAAUGAAUUUUUCAAGUUGGAAAAUUGGAUAAGGUUACCUUAUUUAUAUAAUGUGACGCCUAAUUAUCGUCAAGAUUAUCAGUAUUUACCAGCAUUCAAUAGAUUUUUUAAGGAUAUUAAAGUAUUACAUUUUAUUGGUCAAGUGAAACCUUGGCAUUAUGAAAAUGUUUUAGCAAGUGAUUUAGCCAAUUUUCAUCAAUAUUGGUGGGACGAAUUCAAUAAGUUUAUUGGAGAUGAUGUUGCAUUGAAGUAUAGAUUGUUGAAUUUACCUAGAGGUGAAGCAACAAAGUUGAAGUUUGGUAAAACUUUGAAUGCAUGGGAUAAGAAAGAUAUUGACCAAGGCACUGAAUUGGUGGAAGUCGAAGAGGAAGAGGAAGAAGUUAGUCACAGUCCAAUUUUCCCUUGGGAACAUCGUCAGGAGAAAAGACAAGCAACUCGUGUUUUCCAAAAUAUUCCUACUACUUCUACCACUGGUAAUGAUUUUGGAAAAUCUGAUGCAGAGGAAGAACAAUAA
Candida dubliniensis CD36 is the source of this 1038-nucleotide messenger RNA. RefSeq names its product Glg2p (gene GLG2). Lineage: Eukaryota; Fungi; Ascomycota; Pichiomycetes; Serinales; Debaryomycetaceae. The coding region runs from base 1 to 1038 and encodes 345 amino acids. Gene Ontology annotation, molecular function: glycosyltransferase activity. Gene Ontology annotation, cellular component: cytoplasm. The transcript has a single exon. The record is from RefSeq and is a predicted model, not a curated record.